Verticillium alfalfae VaMs.102 is the source of this 462-nucleotide messenger RNA. RefSeq lists its product with no specific name. The record is from RefSeq and is a predicted model, not a curated record. Lineage: Eukaryota; Fungi; Ascomycota; Sordariomycetes; Glomerellales; Plectosphaerellaceae. The coding region runs from base 1 to 462 and encodes 153 amino acids. The transcript is spliced from 3 exons.
AUGGCAAAGGAGGAGGAGAUUGGCUCGAGAGCAGAAUGGGGAGCAGGAGCUCUGGAGGGCCCCAGUCUUCUGCCAGUUCGAACUGCCUUAGCGGCCAGGGCAGCGCUGAGCCACCUGGAGACGCCUGUGCGGAGGGUCCACGGCGACGUCAUGCCCAGGCGUCACCAAGACAACACAACACGCUCCGUCCUGUGUGCUCGAUGUUCGGUGCUGCGCUCCCAGUUCCUCAUGGGAGCUGGAAGCUGGGAGCUGAGAGCUGAGGCUAGCAUCGUGUACUGCCAUGGCCACACAUACGAGGCCGCGUGGAAGGACCAUCCCCUCACAUGCAGGGUCUGGCCUCGUACGCCUGUCCCGCACUGCCAACGCUGGGACGAACCUCGCGAAUGCCUGACUGUCGGCCAUUUGCAUUGCGCGUUUCUCCUCUGCACAGCCUCGAUGGUGCAGGGCGAGUCGGCACGAUAG